Molecule: messenger RNA, 1928 nt
Organism: Mesoplodon densirostris (Blainville's beaked whale)
Lineage: Eukaryota; Metazoa; Chordata; Mammalia; Artiodactyla; Ziphiidae
Gene: RASSF8
Product: Ras association domain family member 8
Exons: 7
Coding region: 335-1594 (419 amino acids)
Biological process (GO): signal transduction
Source: RefSeq, a predicted model, not a curated record
CGGCCGGCCCCGCGGGGCGGCCUGCGGGGGCGGCGCAGUUGCGAAACUGAGUGCCUGUGUAGCUCCUCCUAGAAUACCUGUCUGGUGCUCUCCCCUUCCUCAAGGCCACCUCACACUGCUCCCACCUGGGGACUCCAGCACAGCAAGGUACUUUGAAGAUUCAGAUUUGAGGUUGAAGAAAGGAAGACGCAUUUGGGGACUGAUCUGCGCCCUCUAGACUUCUUCUCUAGGCUGACUACACAGACUCUGCCUUUUCCGUGUUUUCAUGGCCAGAGACAUGACCUGACGCCUUGAUGACCAGUCUCAGGGCCCUUGGGUGACUGGCUGGGGCACCAUGGAACUUAAAGUAUGGGUGGACGGAGUUCAGAGGAUUGUUUGUGGGGUCACCGAAGUCACAACUUGCCAGGAAGUUGUCAUAGCCUUAGCUCAAGCGAUAGGUCGAACUGGAAGGUACACUCUUAUAGAAAAAUGGAGAGAUACUGAAAGACACUUAGCACCUCAUGAAAAUCCUAUCAUAUCCUUAAACAAAUGGGGGCAGUACGCUAGUGACGUACAGCUGAUUUUACGUCGAACGGGGCCGUCUCUCAGUGAGCGGCCCACGUCAGAUGGUGUGGCUCGAGUUCCUGAAAGAACUUUGUGCAGGCAGAGUUUGCCCCCCUUAGCUAAACUGAGGCCUCAGAUUGACAAAGCAAUCAAAAGGAGAGAGCCUAAAAGGAAAUCGUUAACAUUUACAGGAGGUGCCAAAGGGUUAAUGGACAUUUUUGGAAAAGGUAAAGAAACUGAAUUUAAGCAAAAGGUGCUGAAUAACUGCAAAACAACAGCAGAUGAGUUAAAGAAGCUGAUCCGUUUGCAGACAGAGAAGCUCCAAUCCAUUGAGAAAGAGCUAGAAUCAAACGAAAUAGAAAUACGAUUUUGGGAGCAAAAAUAUAACUCUAACCUUGAAGAAGAAAUUGUCCGCCUGGAGCAAAAGAUCAAAAGAAACGAUGUAGAAAUUGAAGAGGAGGAAUUUUGGGAAAAUGAAUUACAGAUUGAACAGGAAAAUGAAAAACAGCUGAAAGAUCAACUUCAAGAAAUAAGACAGAAAAUAACAGAAUGUGAGAGCAAAUUAAAGGACUAUUUGGGUCAAAUCCAGACUAUGGAAAGUGGUCUUGAAGCAGAAAAAUUGCAACGGGAAGUUCAAGAGGCACAGGUCAAUGAAGAAGAGGUUAAAGGAAAGAUCGGUAAGGUCAGAGGGGAAAUUGACAUCCAAGGCCAGCAGAGUCUGAGGCUGGAGAAUGGUAUUAAAGCUGUGGAAAGAUCUCUUGGACAAGCCACCAAACGAUUACAGGACAAAGAACAAGAAUUGGAGCAGCUGACCAAGGAGCUGCGGCAAGUCAACCUCCAGCAGUUUAUCCAGCAGACAGGGACGAAAGUCACCGUUUUGCCAGCGGAGCCCAUUGAAGUGGAGGCCUCGCAUGCAGACCUAGAAAGGGAGGCACCAUUCCAGUCGGGGUCUCUGAAGCGACCUGGUUCCUCUCGGCAGCUCCCCAGUAAUCUUCGUAUUCUACAGAACCCUAUCUCGUCUGGUUUUAAUCCUGAAGGCAUAUAUGUAUAACAUUAUCUGUCUUCAGGGGAGAGACCCAGUAAAGGUACCAAGGACAGUGAAAAUUCCUUCUUUGAUUUUGUGCCAAUGAUGAACAGAGGAUAUAUUUCACAAGCCACCGUAUCUUUUUUUCUGUCCUAAAUUGCAUACCACUUGGAGCCAUACCCUGUGCACUGAUGCUAAAGAACAAAGAAACUGUGUUUUCACACAUCCACAGUGUUGAUGUUUUUGUCCAGCAGCUGUAAUGCAAAGCCUUCAUUUUUAUUUGUAGCAUUUUGAGAGCAUUAGGAAAGUAUUAUACUGUGUGUAUACAUAAAUAAAACCGUGACUUCAGAAUGAAGAGAAA